GUUUUCCCCAGUGUUAUGGGAAGCUCUGUGCUGUCCUUAAAAUUGCUGUGGUUCUUGUACUUUAUAGCAGUCGUGGGAGAGAGCUGGGCUAUUGGUGUUGGGUGCAGCAGCACCUCAUGGCUACUAAGCAGUUGGACUUCUUAACGGACUUGAAUAAUUUACUGCCUGGUUAAUAGAGUAGCUGAAGAACGUGAGUGGGUACUUGGCAGUCUUGAUAAAGAUAUAUGUUUACAAGCCUCUUUGGCACAUCAUUACAUGCCUAAAUAGUUGAUGAUUUAUGCCUCUUUUUUUCUCUCUCUUUAAGAUACUACGCUUAUCUCCAGCAAGCUCAAGCUUUUUACACAUUUCCGUUCCACCAGAUGAUGACUGCGCCACCUACCAUGGAAGCCAUGACUGAGCAGCCAACUCUAGAGGGCAUUCCAGAGCCAAAUCUUGCUCAGGAACCUCCUAAAGAAGUUAAAAAAGGUGGAAGGAAGAGAAAAGCCAAAGCAACUGAGCCAAAGCAACCUAAAAAGCCUGCUGCUAAGAAAGAAAAAGCAACCAAGUCGAAAGGGAAACAAGAAAAGAUCACAGACACUUUUAAAGUGAAAAGAAAAGUGGACCGUUUUAAUGGUGUGUCUGAAGCUGAGCUUCUGACAAAGACUUUACCUGAUAUUUUAACCUUCGAUCUGGACAUCGUAAUAAUUGGCAUAAAUCCCGGCUUGAUGGCAGCUUACAAAGGGCAUCAUUACCCUGGACCUGGAAACCAUUUUUGGAAGUGUCUUUUCAUGUCUGGUCUAAGUAAUGAACAGCUGAACCAUAUGGAUGACCACACCUUACCACAUAAAUAUGGGAUUGGAUUUACAAAUAUGGUGGAAAGGACAACACCUGGAAGCAAAGACCUCUCCAGUAAAGAGUUUCGAGAAGGAGGGCGAAUUCUGAUGCAGAAAUUACAGAAGUAUAAACCUCGUAUAGCAGCUUUCAAUGGAAAAUGUAUCUAUGAAAUUUUUAGUAGAGAAGUCUUUGGAAUACGAGUUAAGAACUUGGAAUUUGGAUUGCAGCCACACAAAGUACCAGAGACAGAAACUCUGUGCUACGUUAUGCCAUCAUCCAGUGCAAGAUGUGCUCAGUUUCCUCGUGCGCAAGAUAAAGUUCAUUAUUACAUAAAGCUAAAAGACUUACGGGAUCAGCUGAAAGGCAUUGCACCGAACACAGAGGUGCAGGAAGUGCAGUACACGUUUGACUUGCAGCUUGCACAAGAGGAUGCUAAAAAGAUGGCUGUCAAGGAAGAAAAGUAUGAUCCAGGUUAUGAAGCAGCAUAUGGAGGAGCUUACUGCGAUCGUGCACCAUAUGAAAGCGAACAGUGCAAUUUCUCUUCAAAUGGAACUGGUAAAGGGUGGUGCUCGGGACAUUCAUUCUCUAAACCGUUCUGUAGAACUUCUUAGAACCAUUCCAUACACUUAAUUUUCUACCCUUUAAGCAACUUCCACAAUUCAUACAAUAUAUUUAAAGCAUAGCAGCAGUUAAACUCUUACAUAACUGAGGGAAUGUGAAGUCUCUGUAGGAGGAAGGAGUGGGGAAAAAAAAACCAAAAGCAUUUACUCUUAUUUAAAAUCAAUUGUCUGCAACUUCAAACUGUUUUCCCAAACUCUGAUUCAUAGGAUGUGACAAAUAGACAUGACUAGUGGCUUACACAGUAAUUGCAUUCACUUUUGUAUGAAUGUAUCGUGCUUUUUGACACUUCAUUAGUUUCAUUCCUAAGGAAAGCAAAGUCAUAGAAUGAUAAUUGAAAUUGUUCUGUUGUUGGUGGGGCAAAUGAAGGAGGAGUAUUUGAACACUGUAACCCGAGUAAUUCAUCUGUGUUAGAAUAGCUGGUGUAUUGGCCAUGCAGUUUGUAGACUAAAAGAAUGAGUCUAGUAACCUUGCUGUAACUAUAGAAUCAUAGAAUGGCCUGGGUUGAAAAGGACCACAAUGAUCAUUGAGUUUC
Molecule: messenger RNA, 1966 nt
Organism: Meleagris gallopavo (turkey)
Lineage: Eukaryota; Metazoa; Chordata; Aves; Galliformes; Phasianidae
Source: RefSeq, a predicted model, not a curated record